AUUUCCCGACUUUGUCACAUUCGAUUCUAACAUGCAACUCAACAAACGUCAACAACAUCCUCCACAUCGAAGGACCAUGUUCGCAACACGCCUCGAACGUCUUUGGAACGACUGCCACGUCGACGUCGCGGAGAUGUUCUCGUCGAAUCAAGGAGAUGUCCAGCGUGUCGUCACCAUUAUGAUGGUCCAAGUAAUCUGCGGGCUCUUCAACUCCCUCGCUACCGCAUUGUUUGCUGUUUCGAUGUACAAAUACUCGUUCUUCUCUCUCCCCUACCUAAUCCAACUCUUCCUCUUCCUACUCCAUGCUCUCUACUUCUUUGGCACCGCCGAGACCACGGGAUGGGAGUUCUUGAAGGCCAACUCCGACGUCGCCGCAAACCAGAACAAAACCGUUCUGAAGCUGGCUCUCUACUGCUUGAAUUGCCUCAUUGCUCGAUCCUACCUCUUGGGGGCUUUCCCUCUCUCCAUAUCAGGCGGCAUCAUGGCGUGCUACUGGAUUACCGACCUUGCGCUCGUCUGGAUGGUCGUACCUGGUACAUGCUGCGCCGGCGUACCCCGUCACUUCUUGGUGUACGAUAAGAAGAAACAAUCCGGUCAGCUGGUCCGCAAUGAUGCUCACCCUGGAAAGGAUUUGAAGUUGGAUGUACGACUACAGAAUGGUGAGGCGAAGAAGGGUAGACUUAGGAUUACAAAUGAGGAUAUACACGAGAUGAGAGAGCAGGGAGGCUUUACGGUGCUGCGGGCGAUUACUCCUAUUGAGUACCGUCAAAAUUCUUGA
Molecule: messenger RNA, 778 nt
Organism: Mollisia scopiformis
Lineage: Eukaryota; Fungi; Ascomycota; Leotiomycetes; Helotiales; Mollisiaceae
Exons: 1
Coding region: 32-778 (248 amino acids)
Source: RefSeq, a predicted model, not a curated record